This is a messenger RNA of Harpegnathos saltator (Jerdon's jumping ant), 1425 nucleotides long. RefSeq names its product Vacuolar H[+] ATPase PPA1 subunit 1. Lineage: Eukaryota; Metazoa; Arthropoda; Insecta; Hymenoptera; Formicidae. The transcript has 5 exons. Gene Ontology annotation, molecular function: proton-transporting ATPase activity, rotational mechanism. The record is from RefSeq and is a predicted model, not a curated record. Gene Ontology annotation, biological process: proton transmembrane transport. Gene Ontology annotation, cellular component: proton-transporting V-type ATPase, V0 domain. Bases 193 to 819 code for a protein of 208 amino acids.
UUUACAGACCUUGGUUGUCACAUGAUAACGACGGGUGUAUGUGAGCCUUCCUCGAUUUUUCGAUGUACGGACUAAAGAUUUGCUGAAGAGAACCGAAGUAUUUGAUUUUUCUGGAGUACCGACUGUACUUGGGAUACUCUGAGAUCUUCCGUGAGUUGUAUCGUGCGUACGGUGAAAUUUAAUUUCACAAUCAUGAGAUACAUUGUGGGUACGACUUUUGCAGGGACCGCCUCUGCAACAAUCCUUAUUUUAGUUUUGUAUUAUGUAUUUACUGGCAAGGGAGAGCAAAUUAGCAUUGCAUGGUUCUUGACGAAUACUUCCCCAUAUAUGUGGUCUACAUUGGGCAUAGGCCUGGCAGUAGCUUUGUCUGUUGUUGGCGCAGCAUUAGGUAUUCAUACAACAGGAGUAUCUAUUGUUGGCGGAGGUGUGAAAGCACCUAGAAUCAAGACAAAGAAUUUGAUCUCUGUGAUAUUCUGUGAAGCUGUUGCCAUUUAUGGCUUGAUCACUGCCAUUGUUUUAUCUGGGAUGCUAGAAGAAUUUGAUUAUAACAAGCCUAAUAUCAAUAAAGAAGAUACCAUACGCACAAACUGGAUGGCUGGAUAUGUAAUGUUUGGCGCUGGUUUAGCUGUUGGUCUGGUCAAUCUUUUCUGCGGCAUAGCAGUUGGCAUUGUUGGUUCUGGUGCAGCUCUUGCUGAUGCAGCUAAUUCUGCUCUUUUUGUGAAGAUCCUUAUUGUGGAGAUUUUUGGUUCUGCUAUAGGACUCUUUGGUUUAAUUGUUGGCAUAUAUAUGACAUCUAAAGUAAAAAUGGGCAACGUAUAGAUUGAAAUUACAGCAAAGCAAAUGGUGAUGUAUAAUUGGGAUCAUAAUGUUCCAUUCCACAUUUAGUCAACAGCAAGAGAUUCUAGACAAGUGAACGCAUAUCUAUGAAAUCAUUGUGCGAACUUAUAUGAAUUUUAUAGAUACCAAUGUGAAAAUAUGGUAUAUUAUUGCCUGUUGCUAACUUGGAUCAUAUAAUUUUUACAAUGAUCUAAUUUAACACCUGCUCUAAUAUCUAUAGAUCUAAUAUCUUAUUAAUGUCAUAUAUAUUGUUUCAGAUAAAUUUUUCUGUUUUUGUUUUAUAACAUAAAAAUGUCUAAAAUUAAAGAGAUUAUAAUUGGCAUUGAUUUUUAUCGACAUUAAAAAACAACAUAAUUUUCAUACCUUGAGUGCGUUGUAGCGCUCGCUUUUAUGUAAGUCAAUGUACAUAUUUCCUUAUUAACAUGAGUAAUGUAAUAGAGUAAUAUAAAAAAAUAUAUGUAUUUAUUCUCCAUACAUAUUAAUCAUUGGGAAAAAUAUUGAUUAGAAGUUGUAUUACUGGUUUGAAAAUGAAUGGAAAUAGCAUAUGAUAUAUUUCAAGCGUAUUAAAAAUAUUUAUUUAAUAUCGUA